AUGCCAUAUGUGCUUGAUGUACCACCUUAUCCACCUCCACCUACUAUUCUUCUAGCUGAUCACGCAGAGGCAGCAGUUAGCGAUAAUAGAGGUGAUGCUAAGGAGGAGGAGGAUGACGAUGACAAUGAGGCCAGAAAGGGCGAGAUGGAUACCUCUGAUGGCCAGGCACCACCGAGGAGGAGGGCAUCCCCAACAGCACAGCCUGAUAGUUCUUCUCAGGCUAAGAUUGGAGAGUUACAUGCCAGAGUGGGGUAUGUUUCUUAUGUCCCAUUCUUGGGUAGAGUGCUAUUUGAUUCUGGUGCUUCCUAUUCAUUCAUUACUUCAGCAUUUAUACGAGCAUUGGGGUUGGAGGUUAAUCACUUAGACAGGCCACUUUGUGUUGACACACCUGUCGAGGGUUCAGUCACUCUUGGUAGAGUUUAUCAGGGUUGUUCCAUCAUGAUUAUCAGACGUGUGCUUGAGUUCAAACUCAUCCUUCUCAAGAUGACAGGGUUUGACAUCAUUCUUGGGAUGGACUGGUUAUCAUCCUUCAGAGCUGUUAUUGAUUGUUUCAGGGGUAGAGUGUCAGUUUGUACCCCGAAUGGGGAUUGCUUCUGUUUUAUGGGAGAUUAA
Messenger RNA from Cornus florida, 612 nucleotides. RefSeq lists its product as uncharacterized. The coding region runs from base 1 to 612 and encodes 203 amino acids. Gene Ontology annotation, biological process: proteolysis. Gene Ontology annotation, molecular function: aspartic-type endopeptidase activity. Lineage: Eukaryota; Viridiplantae; Streptophyta; Magnoliopsida; Cornales; Cornaceae. The transcript has 2 exons. The record is from RefSeq and is a predicted model, not a curated record.